UUGUUGUUACAACUUUAGGUGUUCCUCCUUCUCUUGUAUUCUUAUCAUGAAAGCCCUAGCCUUAAUAAUGCUCACAUUUUCCAUCAUCACUGCCUUCUCACAUGCAAUAUCAACAUUGGCCACUCGCCCUCAACCUCAAAUCAAUCUUUCUUCCAUGCUUAACCAUACCCAACAACAAAUUAAUGAGACUAGAUUGAUCGAUGGUAAGAAUGGAUUCAGUGGUAGAUGCGAUUAUCUAAUCACCAUAAAAACAAGCUGCGAUUCUCCAACAUAUACAAAAGAUGAAAUCAGUCUUUUAUUAGGAGACGGUGAUGGCAAUGAGCUUUCUUUCGGGAGACUGGAUAAUCCUAAAGCUGGGGCUUUCAGGAAGUGUAACACAAUGACAUUUGUGGCACAAGCAGCUUGUAUAGGAAAAAUUUGCAAAUUGUAUCUAUAUAGGAAUGGAAUAGAUGGUUGGAUUCCAGAGUCUGUCACUGCAUAUGACUAUAGUUACCCACCUGUUAUAUUUAACUACAACUUUCUUCUUUCUCAGGGUUCUGCCAUUGGCUACAACUUUUGUGGUUAAGUUUAGUAGUUUUUUUUUUUGUUUUUUUUAUCAACUUUAGUGUUACAUUCCUUUAAUAAUAGAAUUUAAUUGUUGUGUACCGUUUAUGUAAUUUUAUUUUACACAUACAUCCAAUGACGCGUUGCUACAUCA
This is a messenger RNA of Trifolium pratense (red clover), 697 nucleotides long. RefSeq names its product embryo-specific protein ATS3A-like. The coding region runs from base 47 to 565 and encodes 172 amino acids. The record is from RefSeq and is a predicted model, not a curated record. Gene Ontology annotation, molecular function: protein binding. The transcript is spliced from 3 exons. Lineage: Eukaryota; Viridiplantae; Streptophyta; Magnoliopsida; Fabales; Fabaceae.